AUGAGCGGCUCCAUACCAGAUUUGAACUUGGAUAACCCACUCUACCGCAAAGAAUCUACCGAUGUCGGCUGCACCUACUUUUUAGCAUAUCGCUCCGUUUUCCUUCAACCAUUUUCUCCCAUUCCUGAUAACAUAUCGUCACUGUUGCCUAAGAAGACUAUACAGGUCAAUGUUUCUCCUCAAGGACUACCCACACUGACUGUGUUUGCCGAGGAGAUUGUUAUGUUGACAGGCAGCCAAUAUCGAUUUCCUGGAGUCCAUCUUGUCAUUCACUGCCGGUCAAUUUCGUUCAUCGAUUACAAUCCCGGCCCCGUGGUCAUUGAUAUGAGCGGUGAGGACAAUACAACGCAGCGAAGCGACGGCUCAGGGCCCGGAGUUGCCAAUGACGCAAAGUAUACGGUUCACGAGAAAUCCUUCUUGGGUGAUCCUUGGCCAUACAAUCCCAGCCUGCUUAAAGAUCAAACAUUGGCCGCCAAAGGUGGAAAUGCGAGUCAUGGUAGUAUAGGCCAACCAGGGAGUUCAAGCGGAUCUUUCACUCUUACCUGCGACUUCCUUUGUGAAGAUGUGUCCAAGUAUUCGCUCCAAAUCUUGACCCAUGGAGGGGCUGGAUCGUCUGGUGGCAGUGGAGGCAAUGGAGCGGCAGGAGGAAAUGGCGUUGAGAUGCAAUCAAUCGAAGAGUGCUUACGUAAUGAUAUCAUUAGCGUUCGGCAAGACGUCUUUUUUUGGCUCUUACCUAUGUAUCCUCCUGCGACCGGUGGCAAUGGAGGCAACGCUGGUCCAGGCGGAUAUGGAGGCAACGGCGGUGAUGUUAACAUCACGUUCACCAUCAAUGGAAAGCAAGCUACUGAUGAUGAAAAGAGUAAACUUCUUCUGAUAGAUGCUUCCGCAGGACCCAAUGGAAAGGAUGGUGUGCCAGGAUCAGCUGGCGAUGCUGGCAAAAAGCCUAAAUAUCCACUGAAAACUACUAUUUGGGAAUCAGAAAAAAGCAAACUUGCUGACCUGCCAUCGUAUGUGGUAAAAGAAGAAAGAAGCGAAUAUGUUACAUUUCCCGGUCCGAAAAUGUAUUUUACCGACUGCACAGCUGGUAACGUUGUCAUCACGAGUGGCGUCUCCGCAUCCAGUAUAGCUAAUGUCUGUAUCCCUGACUUUCGUUACAUGACCAUGCUGGUAGAUCGACUGGUAUUCGAGCACUUUGUCCACUUCACCAUGCAAAAAUACACCUCUGACGAUUCACAGUCGCUUAUCAGCACAAAGUCGAUUGCCGAGCUUGUCAUGCCGUUUAUUCAAAGCAAGACAUGGGUCGAUAGCAUCAUGGAGAAACUGAACGAUAUCUCUUCUUCAACCGAUCCAAGCGUCCCACCGCCUACUUAUUCUGUGUCGCAAACCUUGCAUUUGAAGCUGCUUCAGUCUAACUAUUCGGCCUUGCAAGACAGUAUCCAUCGUGGUACCGACAUCUUUCACAAUAGCCUCGAUCAAGUUGGCCAAGCUGGACUAGGUGUCAAACAGAUGGACGAUGCCAACGCAAACUAUAUCUUAUUGGAGCAAAAUCUUGCUAAGGUUGGACAGCAGUUGAUCGAGCGUCAGGGUAAAAGUACCGAGAUACGUUCGCAAGUCAUCAACUCCCUGCAAGCUGCUAGUGUGUCCAUUAACAAUCGCAAUCAGAUCAUUGACAACCUUACGACCCUGAAAAGUCAAAUCAUUGCGGCUGAUAGUCUUGUCAGAACACGUCGCUUGCAGGUAGAAAGAGCUCUGGUACAUGCCGAGGAUAAAAUUCGCAACAAAGCACAGUGCAAUGUCACCGAUAUCUUGUCAGCUAUUUCCAUGGUGGCCAUGUUUCUGAAUCCUGAGUCUGCAGUCGUAUUUGCAAUUGGCGCCAUGGUCGAAGUAGGCGUAGGCAUUGGCAAAUCGGUCAAUGCAUCGUUCAACACCUUGGAUACGGAGACUGGCGGUUCCGUUGACAAAAGUUACUUGUACGGCCGUAUCACUACGAUUGGCAAGGAGAUUGAUCCUACGGAAACGCUGCGCGAAGAAUUCAAACGAGCAGAGGGCGAAAGGAAAAAGCAUGCGACCGAUUAUCUAACCCAAGUGAAGGCACAAGCCAGCAAGUUUGAAUCGUUGUGUGAGCAGUACUAUCAAAUUGAGGGCGUGGCUGAGGGAAAGGCGGCAUUCAAGCAAUUCAUUGAGGCUGUUCAAGUGAAGAAUGACCUUCUCGAUGAUUACAACAGUAAUUUCCUCAAAAUUGUCAGCCUGCAGGUUGAAGCGGACAAAGCUAAGGAGGUGGCGACCAGGUUGCAGGUUGUCGGCAGCUUGGAUGAAUUGCAAACCGACGAAUUGCAGGUGGCGUACGCGUUCUUGGAGCAAGCGCUCAGCGAUAUGAAAAAGCUGAUGAUUUACAAGCUUUACAACAUGGUGCGCAUGUACAAUGCUAUUACACUGAGACACAGCGAAAUGGUCGCUCCGUUAGCAAGCUUGCAAUCUUUCCAUGGCAUCAAUGCGACCAUGAUUUCAACCAUUUUCAACACGAGUUUCAAGGAACAAGACUUACCAUGGUUGAGGACGGCGUUCAAUAAACAUCAAAGUGCAAAAACCAGAGUAUAUCUAGACUUGACAGAAAAAGACUUUUCGCCGAUGUUCCAGCAGUUACGAGAGAAGGGCCAUUUCACCUACACCCUGGAGCAUGAGGCAGCCUGUUCUUUGACUUUGGGGCCGCGUCGUUUUAUGAAAGAAUGGUUCGAUGUUCGGUACGCAUCAGUAGGCGUGUAUUUUAUUGGAGCUGUGAAACUCGAUCAUCCCGUUUCCGAUCCUGUCGCCGUCAUUAAUACCACCGUCAUGAGCCUGGGCGCUUCCAAAGUGCUGGACGCUAAGGGGGUUUGUCACAAAUUCUACUUUCCUUCUUCCAGCGUUCCCUUCAGCUACUCCUAUAAUAAUCAAGCAUCCAAAGACCAAUUGGGUAUAGCUGACUUGAAGCCGCACUCCUCGGUGGUUGUCAAUGAUACCUUUCGGUUCGAGCUUGAGGAAGACCACAAGCACGAUGUGUAUGUGCAAACUCCUCUCACCACUUGGCACGUGGAUCUGGAUGAGGUAUACAGCAAAGAGGAAUUGGAGAAGGAUCCUAAACUUAAGACUAUGGUGGAUUUGACCAACUGUCAUACUAUUCAAUUGUGGUUUGACAUUGUCUACCGUAGCCGAGGUGGAGAUUGAAAGUCCCAACAUCAAAGCCUUGCAUAUAGAAGCCCAUGAUAGAUCCCAUCAACCACUCGUAGUCUUCCAUAAUUUAUUUCUUUCAUCCUUUCUUAAAAACCUGUAUUUAAAAUGUACCGUCAUCGUUUUGAAAGAUAUGGGAAGGAAAAUAUAAAAACCCUUACAAAAUCUAUGACCUGGGCAGUUACCAACUUGAGAAGUAAAUAUAUUUGAGACUGGCACACAUCGUCAAUUGAGAACAUCCACCACAAAAUUGUACGUCAAGUCAUCCGUUUAUGAUAGAAAGCCACUUGCUUCAAAGGGUUUGAGGACAGGGAAAUAUGCGGAUGAUGCUUGAAAAUUCCACCUAUGCUACUCAGUAGAGUGGCGCGAGU
Molecule: messenger RNA, 3575 nt
Organism: Umbelopsis ramanniana AG
Lineage: Eukaryota; Fungi; Mucoromycota; Umbelopsidomycetes; Umbelopsidales; Umbelopsidaceae
Exons: 3
Coding region: 1-3201 (1066 amino acids)
Source: RefSeq, a predicted model, not a curated record